Molecule: messenger RNA, 805 nt
Organism: Gavia stellata (red-throated loon)
Lineage: Eukaryota; Metazoa; Chordata; Aves; Gaviiformes; Gaviidae
Gene: CZIB
Product: CXXC motif containing zinc binding protein
Exons: 8
Coding region: 39-521 (160 amino acids)
Molecular function (GO): zinc ion binding
Source: RefSeq, a predicted model, not a curated record
UCCGCAGCCCCGUGAGCUACCGGGCACCCUGCGAGGCCAUGGGGAGGAUCGGGCUGCAGCUGCGCGCCACGCUGGAGAACAUCACCCGCCUGCGGGCCGAGGGGGAGGACUUCCGCUGGUACCUCAAGCUGAAAUGUGGGAACUGUGGUGAAGUUUCUGAAAAAUGGCAGUAUCUGCGAUUGAUGGACAGUGCUCCCCUGAAAGGAGGCAGAGGAAGUGCCACUAUGGUGCAGAAAUGCAAGCUGUGUUCCAGGGAGAACUCCAUUGAUAUUUUAAGUCAGACAAUCAAGCCUUACAACGCUGAAGACAGCGAGAAAUUCAAAACAAUAGUGGAGUUUGAAUGCCGAGGUCUGGAACCGGUUGACUUUCAACCACAGGCAGGGUUUGCUGCUGAAGGUGCAGAGUCUGGCACACCUUUCAAUGACAUAAACUUGUUAGAAAAGGAUUGGAAUGACUAUGACGAAAAAACAAAGGAAUCUGUUGGAAUCUAUGAAGUUACCCAUAAAUUUGUAAAAUGCUAAAGUUCAUACCCCUAAUAAAUCUUGACAUGCUUAUUAAUGAAGGAGCUGUAACCAUCAGAGACUCGGUUUCCUCAGAGUUAUUUUUCACAUGGCUGCACUUCAUAAAUGGAAACCUAAGUUGUACUCACUGUCCCAAGGAUAUCCUAAUAACAUAUUUUCCACAGAGGACUUUGAGAUGGCCUCAGUACAAACUGAAAAGAAUAUAUAUGCUUGACUGAACUGUGCCAUUUUCUUAACGUUGUCUUUUUUGGGAAUAUAUAUGGUUGUGAUGGCCUGUAGCUUAA